GAGGACCUGCCAAGUCUUUGGAAACUGUCCACUGGCCUACUCUAGACAGUUCCUUCCAGACCUGGGAACCUGUGCCCAAGGACCCCAGGCUGAUGGGUGCCCAGCUCAGCUUCGAGGCCAACGCCAAGUCCCCGGGAGAGGCGCUUCGCUUCCACACGGAGGCCAAGGGCGCGCAGGUGCAUCUGGACACCCGCGGCUGCACCGCGCACAGGCGCGCCACGUUCCACGACGGCAUCGUGUUCAGCCAGCGGCCGGUGCUGCCGGGCGAGCGCGUGGCCCUGCGCGUGCUGCGCCAGGAGGGCGGCUGGCGUGGUGGCCUCCGCGUGGGCUUCACGCGCCUGGACCCCGCGCGCGUGUCCGCGUCCAGCCUGCCGCCCUUCGUGUGCCCGGACCUGGAGGAGCGGAGCCCGACGUGGGCGGCCAUGCUGCCAGACCGCUGCGUGCUCGAGGGGAAUGUGGUCCGCUUCUGGGUGAACCAAAGGGGCUGGCUCUUCGCCAAGAUCAACGCAGGCCGCCCGAUCCUACUGCGCAAGGGCGUGCUCAUGGGCGCCCCGCUCUGGGCGGUGAUGGACGUGUACGGGACCACCAAGGCCAUCGAGCUUCUGGAUCCCACAGCCAGCCUGUAUCCCACAACCUCUUGGUCGGUCCUCAGCGACGAGGCUGUGGCUGAGCCGGAAGGUGACAAGGCUGUGCCUAAGCCUGAAGCCACCUCGGGAGAGGAGUGUGCCAUCUGCUUCUACCACGCCGCCAACACCUGCCUUGUCCCCUGUGGCCACACGCACUUCUGCAGCUCCUGUUCCUGGCGGGUCUUCAGGGACACAGCCAAGUGCCCCGUGUGUCGCUGGCAGAUUGAGGCGGUAGUCCCGGCCUGAGUCCCUCCUCCUCUGGGGACUGGUGUAGGCUCAGGAGAGGAGAAGGCUUCGUGGUGUGGCUGGCAGGUUGGGCCUAAAUCUGAGCCCGGUGCAGAGCGAGGAGGUGCAGCGCCCCCUCAGAGCCCCCUCUGUCUGGAGAACUGUCAGCAGCAGAGAGAGGAACACAAGGGGUGGUGGCUGCUUCCCCCCACCCUUUCCCAACAGGGGCUUGGCCAGUCAACAAGGAGAAGCUCCUUUUCCUGCCCACGCCAGAACUGUCUCGAUGCAGUGCUUUGUUCAGGGGGAGGGUUGCUUGAUCCCUCAUUUUAUAGCUGGGGAAGUUAAAGUGUUUGCCUGUGCCUGGCGGGAGCCCUGCGCACCUGGGGCAUUGAAGAGCCUGGAGCAGAAGCUGAGAGGUAUCUAGGAGAAUCAGUCCCGUGUGGAAGCCGGGUCACCUCCAACAAGUCCCCCGUAAAGUGGAUCUGUAGUGACCUGCCCUGCCUACCAUUCAGGGCAGCUGUGAGGUCCCAAUGAGAUCAUGCAGCUGAAGAUGAUUUAACACAGGAAAACGCACUGUUGUCAUUAUGGUUAUUUCCUUGCCAGUUUCUGAGAUUAGCAAAAUAAAGUUUGUCUUUCACGAAUGAUUUAAAAAUGACUAUGUCCCCCACCACUUUUCCUUUUGCAAUACUAGUAACCGGUGUAGACUAUGUCCCCUCUGUGGCAGUCAGUGGGAGUGAGCAGAACUGUGGACUGGUCAGGAUGAUGGGGCAUUUGGGGACAGGCAUGCCAUUCUGUCCUCCCCAGACACACUCUCCAGUGAUAUAUUGAAGGAAAAAGGCUGCCCACCAAAAAUUCUAUACCAGCAAAACCAUCCUUCAAAAGUGAAGAAGAAAUGAAGACAUUUCCAGAUAAACAAAAAAGGAGAAUAUAUUGCUAGAAUACCUGCACUAUAAGAACUACUACUGGGAUUCCUUCAGAUUGAAAUGAAAGGAAUGAUCUCUAACCUUUGUCCAAUUUUAUGGAUAGGAAAACUGAGGGGCAGGUAGGAGGAAUGAUCUUGUAAAUGAUGUGGUAAGAAUUAGAAUCCUGGCCGGGUGAGGUGGCUCACGCCUAUAAUCCUAGCACUCUGGGAGGC
Messenger RNA from Microcebus murinus (gray mouse lemur), 1986 nucleotides. It is a transcript of the gene NEURL3, whose product is annotated as neuralized E3 ubiquitin protein ligase 3. Lineage: Eukaryota; Metazoa; Chordata; Mammalia; Primates; Cheirogaleidae. The record is from RefSeq and is a predicted model, not a curated record.